Gekko japonicus is the source of this 3417-nucleotide messenger RNA. RefSeq names its product ral GTPase-activating protein subunit alpha-1-like. The transcript has 22 exons. Gene Ontology annotation, molecular function: GTPase activator activity. Gene Ontology annotation, cellular component: nucleus; cytoplasm. Gene Ontology annotation, biological process: positive regulation of GTPase activity. NCBI's taxonomy places the organism in Eukaryota, Metazoa, Chordata, Lepidosauria, Squamata, Gekkonidae. The annotation marks the transcript as partial. The record is from RefSeq and is a predicted model, not a curated record.
CACCCGCCGCUUCGGAGCGGCAUUGUUUGCUAUGUAGGGACCUUGAGGCGGGGGCGCAGAUCCAGAGGCCGCAGCGCGCCUCCUCCUGAGUUGGGGUGGUGGUGGUGUCCCGGAGGCUGUAGCUGCAGGAGGAGGACCCAGUCCAAGGCCCCCAGGGGGGGCCCCUCGCGGGCGGGAUGUUCUCCAAGAAGCCCCACGGCGAUGUGCGGAAAUCUACACAGAAGGUGCUGGACACCCGCAAGGACCCGCUCACCCGCCUCAAGCACCUGCGCGUCGUUAUCGAAAAUGCAGAGUCUAUAGACCUUAAGCAGCUCUUUGACCUACACUUUUCACACAUAUAUUAUGUGUUCUUUGAAAAUUUUGUGACUAUUGAAAUAAGUCUCAAGCAGAAAGGGCACAAGUCACAGAGAGAAGAACUAGAUGCUAUACUUUUUAUUUUUGAGAAAAUUUUACAACUUCUUCCAGAAAGAAUUCAUCAAAGAUGGCAAUUUCACAGUAUUGGCUUAAUUUUAAAGAAAUUACUUCACACAGGGAACUCUUUAAAGAUUCGUCGUGAAGGUGUACGUCUUUUCCUCUUAUGGUUGCAAGCCCUUCAAAAUAAUUGUAGUAAAGAGCAACUGUGUAUGUUUUCUUGUUUAAUUCCUGGAUUUCCACCACCACAGUCUGAAUAUGGACCUCGAACUCUAGAUAAUCUAAUAAAUCCUGUACUAAAUGUUCAAGAAACACAAGUAACAGUAGAAGAAAUCACUCCACUGGUCCCUCCACAAUCAGGAGAUAAAGGACAGGAUGAUCUAACAAGCUAUUUUUUAGAAGCACUUUUGAAAUACAUGGUGAUUCAGGUAAAAAGUCUGGAAUGGAAGAACAAAGAAAACCAAGAAAAGGGAUUUUCAUUCUUAUUUUCACAUUUUAAGAAAUAUUAUUUGCCUUAUAUUUUCCCAAACAUGUGCAAGGAAAGCAGCUUAUAUAACCCUAUACUUGAGAUGCCACAAAUGAGACCAAAGCCACAUUAUAUCAUGAUAAAGAAAGAUGCUGAAACCAAUGAAGCAAUAUAUUGCACAAAGGAACCUUUUCUUAAGGCUCGCGUAAUUGUCAUCCGGUGGUUGGUGUCUUUCUGGCUUGAGCCAAAACCUCAUGCAGGACCUCAAAUUCCUGGAAUGGAGGGUGAAAUCGUGCCAAAGAAUAUUCAGAGGGCAGCUGCUAGCCUGGUUUCUAGAGAAGAUAGCAAAAACGACAGUACUGAUAGACCUGAUAGAAGUGCAGAGCCUGAACAAUCUCAUUCUAACACAAGCACUCUAACAGAGAGAGAACCUAGUUCCUCCAGCCUUUGCAGUAUUGAUGAAGAACAUCUCACCGACAUUGAAAUAGUCCGCAAAGUUUUUUCUUCUAAGAGAAGUAACGUUAACUUUCUUACAGAAAUCUUUCGUCAGGCAUUUUUACUGCCAGUAUGUGAAGCAGCAGCUAUGAGGAAAGUGGUGAAAGUGUAUCAGGAGUGGAUCCAACAAGAGGAGAAGCCCUUAUUUAUGAAAGAUCCAGAAGAAAUAGUGUCCUCUUCAAACACAGAUUGUGAUGAAAACAUGGUGGAACAUAAUUCAUUGGAGAAGGGGAAUGAAUUAGAGGAGGAAACUAUGAAUAAUUCUGGUCCUGUGCGAAAUUCAAGUUGGACUAGAAAUGACUGCUAUCAGGAUGCUCCCCAUAAAAUAUCUGACUUGGAUGCCAUUGAACAAGGUAUACAAGCUGGAGUGCAAGCAGUACUACAAGUUUUUAUAAUAAAUUCCUCAAAUAUAUUUCUACUUGAACCAGCAAAUGAGAUAAAAACUCUGUUGGAUGAACAUACUGAUAUGUGUAAGCGCAUUCUGAAUAUCUACCGACACAUGGUGGUGCAAGUAACCAUGGACAAGAAGACUUGGGAACAGAUGCUGCUUGUGUUGCUUAGGGUCACAGAAUCAGUUUUGAAAAUACCAUCUCACAUUUUUCUGCAAUAUCAAGGAAGAAAGAAUUCAACUUUAGCAGGAAGACUUGCUGGUCCUCUUUUCCAGACCCUUAUAGUAGCUUGGAUCAAAGCAAAUCUAAAUGUGUACAUCUCUCGAGAACUUUGGGAUGACCUGUUGUCAGUAUUGUCAUCGUUGACUUAUUGGGAAGAGCUGGCCACUGAGUGGUCCCUAACUAUGGAGACUCUAACAAAAGUAUUAGCUAGAAAUUUAUACAGCUUGGAUCUCAGUGAUUUGCCAUUGGAUAAAUUAAGUGAGCAGAAACAAAAGAAGCAUAAAGGCAAAGGUGUUGGACAUGAGUUUCAAAAGGCAUCUGUUGAUAAAUCAUUUUCAAGAGGCUGGAGCCGUGAUCAGCCAGGCCAGGCCCCAAUGAGGCAGCGCAGUGCAACCACAACUGGAUCUCCAGGAACAGAAAAGGCCAGAAGCAUAGUACGACAAAAAACAGUUGCCAUGAGAAGCCGAUCCAUUGGUGAAUGUGCUCUGCCAUCGGCCUAUAUUCGCAGUGCUAAAAGUGCUCCUGUUCUGAUCCAUACUUCCAAACCCUUCUUGCCUGAUAUUGUUCUCACUCCCCUUUCUGAUGAGCUUUCAGACAUGGAUGAUGCUCAAAUCCUCCCACGUCCAUCUCGAGUCAGACAUUUUUCACAAAGUGAGGAAACACCCAGUGAAGUUUUUGAUGUGCUGAAUGAAGAACAGCCACUACCACGAAGUAGCAGCACAUCUGACAUCCUGGAACCAUUCACAGUUGAACGAGUCAAAGCCAAUAGAGAGGAUAUGAGCCAAAAGCAGAACCCUCUGGGUAGUGAUAAUGGGAAUAGUAAUACAAAUAUUCCUGAUCUCAUGGAUGAGUUUAUAGCAGAAAGACUGCGCAGUGGUAGUGCUUUGAAUGUGACGAGAAGAGGGAGCAGUCCAGGAAGCCUAGAAGUUCCAAAGGACCUUCCUGACAUACUAAACAAGCAGAGUCAAAUGCGGCCCGCUGAUGACCCAGGAGUGCCUUCUGAAUGGACAUCUCCAGCCAGUGCAGGCAGCAGUGACCUUGUCAGUUCAGAUAGCCAUUCGGACUCCUUCAGCGCAUUCCAGUAUGAUGGCCACAAGUUUGAAAAUUUCAGUUUUGCUCCUGAGGGUGGCACAGCAGCUUCUGUGGAGUCUGAUGCAGGUUCAGGACCUCAGCAAAGUGCUGAAGAACAGGAAGUGGCUAGUCUGACAACACUUCACAUCGAUUCUGAAACCAGCAGUCUCAAUCAGCAACCAUUGUCUGCUGAAGUAGCAACUGUUACUGGUUCCGAAAGUGCUUCACCUAUCCAGUCUGCUCUUGGAUCACGGUCCCAGACGCCAUCGCCUGCUACUCUGAGUGCAGAUCACAAUGAACAGAAAGAUCUACAGCUGGAUGAGAAGCUCCAUCACUCCGUUUUACAGACUCCAGAUGACCUAG